Molecule: messenger RNA, 1718 nt
Organism: Phaethon lepturus (White-tailed tropicbird)
Lineage: Eukaryota; Metazoa; Chordata; Aves; Phaethontiformes; Phaethontidae
Product: protein FAM208B-like
Exons: 5
Biological process (GO): negative regulation of gene expression, epigenetic
Cellular component (GO): nucleoplasm
Source: RefSeq, a predicted model, not a curated record
GCAAUCAUCAAAUAUUUACAAGAUCAAGGAGUCCUUAUCCUCCUCACAUCCUCUGCCUUGGCACAAGAUGAUGGGUUCACCCCUAAGGAGCCCAUCAGCCUCCUGGCCCUGUUUCUGUUCACCUCAUCCCGGUCGGUGUGCCUGAGAGAGGCUGAUUGUAAAGUGGACGUCCCUUCAGCUGUGCCACUGGACCCUAUUCCUCCCAACACAGCAGCAGAUUCAAAAGUCAAAAGUGAAAACACAAAGCCCACUGCGGGGCUUGACCAGAGUGGCGAAGGGCCCACAAAAGGUGUCAGCUCGGCCAGCAAGCUAUGGGUGCAGCAGAGCAGGAGGAAAUCCAGCCGAACCGUUGUGACCAGCACCAGGAAGAAAUGGUCACCCCUCAAGAUGCAAGCACAUCCUAUGGGGGACAGUGGCAGGAACAGGAAAGCGACCAGGAAGAAGAAAAUCAACAUUGCUUUCUCCUUUCCUAAAAAGCCAGGGCUCACAGCCAAUUCUAAUGAGCCCAUGCUUAAAUUAGCCAAUUUGCAGUUUCCGCACAGAAGGAAAAGAGGUGCAGAGGUCCUGUCUGCAGAAUUUGUGCACAAAACACAGUCUGAACCUGUUCAGAAGGAAACCUCAGCUCCCGACGAUCCUGGCUUGGAAACAAAGAGACCAAAGACGCUGAAGAACCCAGACAAGAAAGAAGUUCCUGUUGCUGAGACCAUCACGAAGCCACUGAAUUUUAAGAUACUAAAAAGUGUGGUUAACAGCCCAUCAAAACCUCAAGCCAAAAAGCAAGCAGGAAGUGAAUGGAAGGAACCACUCUCUGUCCUGCCGAGCAAAGCUUCUUCCCAGUGCCACGGAUUGGGUAGCCAAACGAGUGAGAUUUACCCAGGCAGGGUUGCUGAUCUCGGUUUCGAUCUGAAGGGGAAUGACUACGAGUCCCACGCCUUGAACUUGCUGGCUGAUCUGGCUCUGGGUUCUUGUAUUCCUUCAUUUAUCCCCAGGGACAGCGGGAUGAUUGCUGUGUCCUGCAGCCCCUCCAGUGACUCUGCAAAGGAGCAGCAGAGUCAUCACAAACACAAAUCCUUGCGUGUUGCUUCUGACCAUGAAUAUCACAGGGUAGACAAGCUUGCAAAGGGAGCCACCUCUCCUGGCAAAGCAUCGCCAGAUCAGAAGCUUCCUCCUACUGAAAAAAUAGACUUAAAUGACUUGGCCUCUAUUCCCAGGGAGAAAAGCCCUGGGAUUUAUAGCAAGAAGAACAGUGUGAGCCCCAGCCUUGCAAAAACCCAAGCGUUGCCUCCAAGAGAGACUCAAGAAGCUGGCGAAGUGAACAAGCACUCCUUCAUCUCUGCCGAGCACUCUUAUGCCUCGCAGAUGCCUGAGCACUCAAAGAAACACAUGUAUCCCAGAGGUGUCCCCUACCCCGGACCAGCACCUUCUAGAAACGGGACCAGGAACGCCCGAGCAGGACCCCUGGUUGGGAAAGUCCUGCCUUUCCGCCACCAGCAGAACAGCACCCAGCUGCAGCGGCCCUUCGAGGCUGUGGCAAUGAGACACAGGAGCAGCCUGCUCUCCCGCAGGCUGAAGGAGGACUUUGCGAAGUCCCACACAGUGGACAUCUGUGGUGAGUCCAUGAAGGUGACGUGCCAUUGGGAGCCAGAGUAUCUCUUCAGUCUGGACAGCAGGUACACCAACGAUGCCCUGGAGAAAACAGUCAUCCGCGCCCUGCACGG